Ostreococcus lucimarinus CCE9901 is the source of this 516-nucleotide messenger RNA. RefSeq lists its product with no specific name. The transcript has a single exon. Gene Ontology annotation, cellular component: intracellular membrane-bounded organelle. Lineage: Eukaryota; Viridiplantae; Chlorophyta; Mamiellophyceae; Mamiellales; Bathycoccaceae. Gene Ontology annotation, biological process: vacuolar protein processing. The coding region runs from base 1 to 516 and encodes 171 amino acids. The record is from RefSeq and is a predicted model, not a curated record.
AUGGCGAAAUCCGGCGCGAAGAAGCGGUUGGAGGAGAACCGCGCGAAGUUGAAGUUUCUGAGCGAUGUCCUGAACGGCGCGAUGGCGCUGCACGUCGUCGUGCGCGUCGUGUUUCGCUGGAAAAGCGUGCGAUUGUUUCACCUGUGCGUGUUCGCCGUCACCGCGCUCGCGUGUCGAGCGUCGCUGGGCUCGCUGCGCGCGUACGCGAAGCCGACGUUCGGGGAGAACGGCGAAGUGCUCGAUGGAGGGGAGUCGCUGAGCGGGGGGUUGACGGAGUAUUAUCAGGAUUUGAUCUACGUCGGCGCGUUCGCGAUGGCGACGUCGACGUAUUCGGAUCGGUUUUGGUUGGUGACGCUGAUCGUGCCUUUGGUCGCGGGGUACAUGAUAGUGACGAAAUUCGUGCUGCCAUACGUGUUCGCGCCUCGGGCGGAGGAGAACGAGGAGCGGGAGGAGACGAAGGAGGAGAAGCGUCGACGCGAGCGGAGCGAACGGCGGAAGGCGAAGCGGUUCAGAUGA